This is a messenger RNA of Polistes dominula (European paper wasp), 1988 nucleotides long. RefSeq names its product U3 small nucleolar RNA-associated protein 18 homolog wicked (gene wcd). Lineage: Eukaryota; Metazoa; Arthropoda; Insecta; Hymenoptera; Vespidae. Gene Ontology annotation, molecular function: protein binding. The record is from RefSeq and is a predicted model, not a curated record. Gene Ontology annotation, cellular component: Pwp2p-containing subcomplex of 90S preribosome; small-subunit processome. Gene Ontology annotation, biological process: rRNA processing.
GAAAGCAACGUUAGAUGGCGCAACGAUCAACUGCAGUUGAUCACAUGUUACUUCCGGCGCCAUUCUUCCGAAUUAUGCUCUUAUAUAUUAUUUGACUCGAUUAUUCAUUGAAUAAAAAGUAAAUAUUAUACCUUACAAUUUUAGUAUUAAAAGCACAAGAAAUAUUUGAGAUUUUUGUGAAUGCAGUGGUUGAUGUUGACCGUCUCCUUAAUACGAAGAAUUAAAAAUCCUAACCUAAAAUUUUAAAAUAACAAUAGGAAAGAAAAUGUGCACAUGUGUUAAUUGAAAAUUUAUACCAAAUAUCUCCAAUAUAAACAUCAACGCAUCAAAUCCUGAAAAAACUUCUAUCAAAUCUAAUCAAAAAUCAAAUAUGUUUCCAAGGAAAAGAAAACUAGGUUCAUAUGAUCCUGAAGAAGAAGCUAGAUUGGAACGGAUUAUUUUUGGAGAUGUAAGUGGUGUCAUAGAUAAAUUACCAGAAGAUCAUAUUGAAGAAGCAAAUAAAAGCACGACUGUAUAUUUGGAUGAAGUGAAUGAUGAGGAUAAUGAAGGUGAUGUAAAAUUUCAAAUAGAUAUAGUUUCUAAGAGUUCUGAUGAAAAUAGUGAUGAGGAUGAACAAACUGAGAAAAAGAAAAGAGUUUGGAUAGAUGAAGAUGAUGAAAAAUAUACUGUAGAAACUGCAUUUGAUAUUCAAAAUCGCAAGAUUUCAAGCCAAAGACCUGAGAAAUGUUAUAUGGAUUACUUGGAGAAAAAGUACAAACAUUUUGUAGGUAAUCCGAAGUGGGCAGAAAUUAAUAGAGUACCAGAUAAUUCUGAUGAUAUUGAUAAUGAAAUCCUGAAGCAUAGCUCUCACUUAGAAACACCACAAUUGAAAGACUUACCAAAAGGAAAGAUCGAUAUUAAAGCCAUGAAACCAAUAAAUCAAAAGACAUUUAGUGAAGGUCCUAAAGUAUCAAGUUUAGAAUUUCAUCCAACCUCUACAUUAGCUCUUGUUGCUGGUUCAUCUGGUAUUUUGUCUCUUUUUCAGAUUGAUGGUAUAGAAAAUAAUAAAUUGUACAGUACUCGAUACAAACAUUUUCCAAUUAGUAAAGCAAAAUUUCUUAAAGAAGGAACUGAAGUUAUAUUAGGAUCUCAAUUUUACUCAUAUUGCCAUUCUUAUGAUUUAAUUAGUGGAAAAACUCAUAAAAUACCAUUACCAAGUCAUAUUACUAACAUGAAGAAAUAUGAAGUAUCUCCUGAUGGUCGAUUGAUAGCACUGUGUGGAAGAUUAGGUGACAUUUAUUUGUUAACGAGUUCUACCAAAGAACUUAUUGGCACCCUAAAGAUGAAUACAAAAUGCAGAACAAUUUCAUUUAUUGAUAAUAAAAAACUCGUAACACACGGAGAUGGCCAUGAAAUGUAUAUUUGGGAUAUAAACAGUCGAACUUGUAUACAUCGUGCGGUAGAUGAUGGAUGCUUGUCUUGUUCAGUUACUGCAAUAUCUCCUAACAGUCAAUAUUUAGCUACUGGAAGUAGGGAAGGAAUUGUUAAUUUAUAUGAUUUAAACAAAUUACUUCAAGCAAAAUAUCCAGUUCCUCUUAAAAUAGUUAGCAAUUUUGUUACUUCUAUUUCUGCAUUGAAAUUCAAUCCAACAUCAGAAAUAUUAGCCAUGGCUUCUGAUAAAAAGGCAAAUGCUUUUAGAAUGUUACAUUUGCCGUCAUUUAAUGUAUUUUCUAAUUUUCCAACAUUUCAAACAACAAUUUCAAUGCCCUGUGAUAUUGAUUUUUCUCCUAGUAGUGGUUACUUAGGUAUAUCAAAUUUGUCAUACAAAGCAUUUUUAUACAGAUUGAAACAUUAUGGAAAUUAUUAAGUAUUUUUUUUUUUUUUUUUUUUUUUUUGUAAAAAUUGUCUAAGUAAUACAGUCGCGAUAUAAACUUAUAAUAUAUAAAUCUUAUAAAGAUACUCAGUUUGAUUUUUACAAACAUUCAAAUCUUAUCCUUUAUACUUUGUAU